Brassica oleracea var. oleracea is the source of this 546-nucleotide messenger RNA. RefSeq lists its product as uncharacterized. The coding region runs from base 1 to 546 and encodes 181 amino acids. The record is from RefSeq and is a predicted model, not a curated record. The transcript is spliced from 5 exons. Lineage: Eukaryota; Viridiplantae; Streptophyta; Magnoliopsida; Brassicales; Brassicaceae.
AUGAGGGUUGAUCCAAAGGUCAUGGUUGUCACUAGCAUAAAUCCCAAGAUUGUCAGAGGUCGUCUGUUUCUUAACGCUACGUCUGGAACACACGUGUAUUUUGAUAAGAAGACUGAAGCAGGAGCUGCUCUAUUCUACAGGCUGGUCGCCAGAGAUACUGGUCUGCCGUCGGCCGCUCCACUGCUAAAGUCAUAUGCGAAGGUGGAAACUAUGACCAUCGCUGACCUCAGCAGUUUCAUCGUUUCUGCUGCAUCUCAGGAGAUUGAUUUUCUGUGCACUGGGAGGGUUGUCCGGAUUGACACAGAUAAGGGGUGGUGUUAUGUUGCUUGCUCGAAAUGCAGUAAAAAAUUGCAGCGGACUGAGUCUGCAUUCACGUGUGGAGUAUGCAACAAUCCACAAGCUGUUGGAGCCCUACGCUAUCGUGUGGAGAUGGCAAUAUCUGAUGAUACUGCGGAAGGAAUAUUCGUAUGGUUCGAUGGUGUAUUAACGAAGCUGCAUAGUAUCCGAGCAAGCGAGGCUGCACAAAUGGUUAUAUGGGCCCUUUAA